AUGUGUGACCAGCAGAAGCAGCCACAGUUCCCCUCAUCUUGUGUGAAAGGUUCAGGAUUGGGAGCUGUACAGAGUACCAAAUGUACCUCUGUGAAAUGCCCAGCUCCAUCCCAGACUCAAGCCUGUGUGAAAUGCCAAGUGCCAUGCCAGACUCAAACCUAUGUGAAAUAUGCAACUCCUGGCCAGAUGUAUGUGAAAUGCCCAGCUCCAUCCCAGACAACCUAUGUGAAAUGCCCAGCUCCUUGUCAGACAUACAUGAAGUGCCCAGCUCCAUGCCAGACAACCUAUGUGAAGUGCCCAGCCCCCUGCCAGACCCAGGCAUGCUAUGGCCAGGGCCCUUCUUCCGGCCAGACCUACUACGUUCAGGCUCCUGCGAGUAGCUUGACCAACUUAUGCUGUGCACCUGAUCCAUGCUCUGCACCCUGUUCCACCAGCUACUGCUGCCUGGCUCCCCGGACCUUCGGGGUGAGUCCCCUGAGACGCUGGGUCCAGCGACCCCAGGACUGCAGCUCAGGAUCAUCUGGCUGCUGUGAAGGUUCUGGGUGCUGCAGCUGUGGGGGCUGUGGUUCUGGGUGCUGCUGUUUGGGGAUUAUCCCCAUGAGGUCCCGAGGUCCUGCGUGCUGUGAUCGUGAGGAUGACUGCUGCUGUUAA
Messenger RNA from Leptonychotes weddellii (Weddell seal), 651 nucleotides. The record is from RefSeq and is a predicted model, not a curated record. NCBI's taxonomy places the organism in Eukaryota, Metazoa, Chordata, Mammalia, Carnivora, Phocidae.